ACCGUUUCUGAAGUCACGACCGGGAGAGAGCCUGUGAUAUAUAGGUUCCACAGUGUCCCAGCUACGUCUGCAGCAAAGGGCGACUGCUUGGAAUUUCGGAAAAUCUGACACCAUGAAGGUCCUAUGGCUGCUGCUGUUGUGUGUUGUCUCAGUUCAAACUCAAGCUGCCGAUGAUGACUACGAUGAUCAGGACAAGGUGGAAAAGGUGGAUAUCCGUGGCCAUCGACCCAUUGACAGGAGAAAGGAAGCCCCCCUCAGCCUGAGACCCGCCCCCCCUCCUAUCAGCGGAGGAGGCUACCGAGCCCGCCCAGCCAAAGUUACUACUAGCCAGAAGAAAGUAGAGAGAAGACCUCCCGACGCAGACGGCUGUCUUCACGCUGACCCAGACCUGGGAGUGUUGUGUCCUACAGGGUGUCAAUUGCAGCAAACUUUGCUAAACCAGGAAAGGCCAAUCAAGACCAGCGUUGCUGAGUUAAAUAGAAACAUAGAGUCUGUCUCUGAGACUUCUUCCACCACCUUUCAGUACCUGACUCUGCUAAAAGACAUGUGGAAAAAGAAGCAGGCACAAGUUAAAGAUAACGAAAAUGUCAUAGACGAGUAUUCGUCCAUCCUGGAAGACCAGAGGUUAUACAUUGAUGAGACGGUGGUUGACAACAUCCCCCACAACCUUCGUGUGCUCCGCUCCAUCCUGGAGAACCUGAGAAGCAAAAUCCAGAAAUUAGAAUCUGACAUCUCAGCUCAAAUGGAAUACUGCCGUACCCCGUGCACCGUCAGCUGCAAUGUCCCCGUGGUGACUGGCAAAGAGUGUGAGGAGAUCAUCAGGAAAGGAGGUGAGACAUCCGAAAUGUACCUCAUCCAACCCGACACCUCCGUCAAGCCUUACAGAGUAUACUGCGACAUGAACACCGAGAACGGAGGGUGGACAGUCAUACAGAACCGUCAGGAUGGCAGCGUCGACUUUGGCAGGAAAUGGGAACCAUACAAACAAGGAUUUGGAAAUAUUGCAACCAAUGAAGAUGCAAAGAAGUACUGUGGUCUGCCAGGUGAAUAUUGGCUCGGGAAUGAUAAGAUUAGCCAGCUUACCAGGAUGGGACCCACAGAACUUCUGAUUGAAAUGGAGGACUGGAAAGGAGACAAAGUGAAGGCACUUUAUGGAGGCUUCACAGUGCAGAACGAGGCUAACAAGUACCAACUCUCCGUGGACAAGUACAAAGGGACUGCCGGAAAUGCCCUCAUGGAUGGGGCCUCUCAGCUGGUGGGGGAAAACAGAACCAUGACCAUCCACAAUGGCAUGUUCUUCAGCACAUAUGACAGGGACAAUGAUGGCUGGUUAACUGCGGACCCAAGAAAGCAGUGCUCAAAAGAAGAUGGUGGCGGAUGGUGGUACAACCGAUGCCAUGCAGCCAAUCCAAACGGCAGAUACUACUGGGGUGGUGUCUACAGCUGGGACAUGUCCAAGCAUGGCACAGACGAUGGCAUCGUGUGGAUGAACUGGAAGGGCUCCUGGUACUCCCUGAGGAAGAUGUCUAUGAAGAUCAGGCCCUUCUUCCCACAGCAGUAGCCUCCACACACAGACUUCUAUUCUUCUACGUGGGACAUUUUUUACAUUAUAUUAUCGGAACAUUCUUUGAUACAUUACAUCCAUUAAAACUCAAAACAAUG
Messenger RNA from Psammomys obesus (fat sand rat), 1662 nucleotides. RefSeq names its product fibrinogen beta chain (gene Fgb). The transcript is spliced from 8 exons. Gene Ontology annotation, molecular function: signaling receptor binding. NCBI's taxonomy places the organism in Eukaryota, Metazoa, Chordata, Mammalia, Rodentia, Muridae. The record is from RefSeq and is a predicted model, not a curated record. Gene Ontology annotation, biological process: protein polymerization; platelet activation; blood coagulation. Gene Ontology annotation, cellular component: fibrinogen complex. Bases 113 to 1561 code for a protein of 482 amino acids.